CGUGGCCGUGGGUGGGAGCCAUGGACGCCUUCGUCCGCUUCGCCAACCAGAGCCAGGGCCGCGACCGACUUUUCAGAGCCACUCAACAUGCAUGCAUGUUACUUAGAUAUUUGUUAGAGUCUAAAGCUGGCAAAGAGGCGGUGGUAAUGAAGCUCAAGAGUCUGGAGUCCAGUGUGAGCACUGGCCGUAAAUGGUUCAGACUGGGCAACGUGGUCCAUGCCAUCCAAGCAACUGAACAGAGCAUCCAAGUCACCGACCUUGUGCCCCGCUUAUGCCUUACGCUAGCCAACCUGAACCGCGUGGUUUAUUACAUCUGUGACACUGUCCUCUGGGUGAAGAGUGUGGGUCUUACCUCUGGAGUCAACAGAGAGAAAUGGCAAAUGUGGGCGACCCGCCACUACUACUAUUUCCUCCUGAUGAGCCUGGUCCGGGAUCUGUAUGAAAUCCUGCUGCAGAUGGAACGAGUGGCAAGUGACAGAGCAAAGAGAGAGAGGUCAUCCCAGGGCUCUCCUGGGUACAGCGUGGUCCAUGAAGACACCGACUGGCUCCAGUCCUUUCUCCGACUCCUAUUCCACUCUCUGAGGCAGCAUCCUCCUUUGCUCCUAGACACAGUGAAGAACUUCUGUGACAUCCUCAUCCCUUUGAACCAGCUCGGGAUCUACAAGUCCAAUCUUGGUGUCGUAGGACUUGGAGGUCUUGUGUCCUCCGUGGCGGGUCUCAUCACUGUAAUGUAUCCUCAGUUGAAACUGAAGACCCGCUAGGUUUUGGGGGCCUAAUAGGUAACAGCUUAGUUGGAACAAAAUUCUAUUUUUGUCACAGGGUUUUACUGUGCUUAAUUGUUUAAUCAUGUGAGCAUCUUAUCAACCCAUAAUGUGAGAGCAGGACCAACACUGGAGUGUGCAGACUGAUACAUUUUUUUAAAUCCUGCAGUAACUUCUGAAUUUCUGAAUAUUUUCCCUUCAGCUAACAUUGCUAAGUAUUUUUAUAUACACAGCAAGAGCUUAAGGUUUGCUGAAUGAAUAAAAAUGGAAAGGAAAGAAAUCAUGAAAGACCCACAGACACUAGAAUCAUGGGUUGGGUUGUUUGGGUCCCUCAUUUCACAUAGUACAUCAGAGCUGGAGCACGGCACUCCUGGCUCUGGUUAAAGCCUCCCUUUCCUCCCAUCAGUUACUAUGCCCCAUCCCCACAGACGUCAGUGUGGGAUGGAAGGGAGCUGGCUUCCAGCCGCUUAACCCAUUGGCUCUGGCCAUUGCUGCAGUGGGUCCUUAUGUACAGAGGUAGGUUCAGGAAAACCUCAGGACCUCCGUGCUGUGGGUUGUCUGGGUGGAAGCCUCUGGACAUGAUGUGAGUCAGCAAGGGUGCAGUGGGGGGGACGGAGGUGAAAGUGGGUAGAAGGUCACAGUGUGAGACAAAUAAGGAAAUUGACACCAACAAACAAAACUGAACUCAGAGGUUCGUUCUGAUUCUUUUCAAGAUGAGUCCUCUGUACCAUCUCAUGACACAGUUCCAGCAGCAUUUCCAGGCUCAAGAGUCCUUUGCCUUUUGCUCCUUUGCACUCCCCCACACCAGGCCUGGAACUUUGAUGGUUUCUCUUCUAGUCUAUAAAAAUCAAAACAAGUAGGCUUUCCCGGAUUGAUUUUAUUUACAGCUACAUAACACUUUUGGCAAUUCCACAACAGUUUUCGUCAAAAUAAGAGAAUUAAAAUUUUCCUGUGUGUGAAUGUAAGAAUGUCAGUUUUCUGUGAUAAAUCAGGUUUACUAGGGACAGCUGUGGCAAUAGGGCAGUGGGGAUACUGAGUCAGUGCAGUUUGCCUGUGCUUGCUCUUCCCAUUUCAGUUCCUAUUUGAGGUGUGUGGCCUGGGGAAAAGGGAUGCCUGCAGGUGGGCCAGCAUCACACCUACAAAGCCAUGUACAUCAUCUAAGUGGAAACGAGAGAUAUGCACUCAAUAGCUGCUUCCCAUAAGUGUGAGGAAGAUUCUUGAAAAGCAGACUCGGGUCCUUGGCACUCUAUUUUUAAAGUGUGUGAUUUGGGAAAACUUUGGGGGGUAUUCUGGUAGAAACUAAAUUGGCUAAAACAAGACAAAUAUGUUUAAAUAACUUUGUACUGUAACAUGUCAGUAUGUCUAAUACAUUUCUAAACAAAAUUG
Cricetulus griseus (Chinese hamster) is the source of this 2147-nucleotide messenger RNA. Lineage: Eukaryota; Metazoa; Chordata; Mammalia; Rodentia; Cricetidae. The record is from RefSeq and is a predicted model, not a curated record.